This is a messenger RNA of Mycena indigotica, 1314 nucleotides long. Its product is annotated as PPM-type phosphatase domain-containing protein. NCBI's taxonomy places the organism in Eukaryota, Fungi, Basidiomycota, Agaricomycetes, Agaricales, Mycenaceae. Gene Ontology annotation, molecular function: protein serine/threonine phosphatase activity. Bases 1 to 1314 code for a protein of 437 amino acids. The record is from RefSeq and is a predicted model, not a curated record. Gene Ontology annotation, biological process: protein dephosphorylation. The transcript has 2 exons.
AUGGCCACGAGAUUCACGAGGAUAUGGGGACAACUUCCUCGAUCCCGUUAUGCUUUCGGUGGCGCGUCUGCCAGCGCAAUAUACUUGUUCCAAAGCUCCAGAAAGUCGGACGACAAUGGUCGUGUUGAACAAACGAGUGUUGGCACUCAUCCUGGCAUUGCAAGAGUCGACAGCGCCAGCGUGCCUUCGAACUUUCCCUGCGAAGACCGGAUGUCCUCACUUACCAUCCCAUCCUCUGCCUGGUCGUUCUGGGCAAUUUACGACGGACACUCGGGCCACCAAACUUCCGCCCUUCUCGAGCAACGACUUAUUCCUACCCUUGUCGAGAAACUACAAGACUUGUACCGUCAAACGACAAAGGCGCCUGAGAAGGAACCUAUUCACCAAGUGUUCAAGAACGCGUGUCUCGAAUUGGAUGACGAAAUCGUCAACAAAACCGUCGAAACCAUCGCUUCCCUGCCAGAAACCGCGCCACGUAUGACGCUGGCAGCCACACUUCUACAAGCCGCUCGAUCAGGCUCAUGCGCUCUCGUUGCCUUCUACGAGGCCAACCUCCGUCGGCUCCAUGUUGCCCUUGUGGGUGACUCACGCGCUAUCUUGGGCCGUCCUCGUCAAUUAUCAGACGGCAAGACUAUUUAUGACCUCCACAUCCUCUCUGUCGACCACAACGCCAAAAAUCCUGCAGAAAUCGCCCGCUUGGAGGCCGCACACCCCAACGAGCCGGAACUUCUCAACCGUGAGACAGGCAGACUGCUCGGCUGGGGCUGCAGCCGCGCAUUUGGCGAUGGGGUGAUGAAAUGGACUCGAGACAUUCAGACAUGGAUGGAGAAAGACCUGCUCGGCAGCAAACCGCGUGCUACCCUUCUGACACCGCCAUAUUUCACCGCUGAGCCGGAGGUGACGACGAUCGACAUUCAACCGGGCGACUUCAUGAUCAUGGCCUCCGACGGACUGUGGGACAACCUGACGAGCGAAGACGCGGUGGGGCUUGUCGGCGCAUGGAUCGACCGCUGGGGAAUCGAGGCUUUGCGGAGUUUCGAUAUGGGCAGCGUGGCAGGGCACAGACUCGAGCGCAGCGAACUGCCAGUGAAGAUUACCGACAAGCAAGACAAGUAUCCAUGGUGGAAUGCCCAGAAACGGUUCAUCAACGCGGACUCGUUCAAUGCCGCGAGCCAUUUGGUCAGAAAUGCUCUGGGUGGUGCGAAUACCGACCUCCACGACGCUUUGCUAGCUACUCCGGCCCCGCGAUCUCGCUAUCAACGGCGAGUUCUCUUUUUGCUUGGUCGUAGAUGUCUGACUCUUUUCCAGAGAUGA